This is a messenger RNA of Oncorhynchus nerka (sockeye salmon), 2960 nucleotides long. RefSeq names its product G protein-coupled receptor, class C, group 5, member Ba (gene gprc5ba). The record is from RefSeq and is a predicted model, not a curated record. Gene Ontology annotation, molecular function: G protein-coupled receptor activity; protein kinase binding; protein kinase activator activity. Bases 88 to 1287 code for a protein of 399 amino acids. NCBI's taxonomy places the organism in Eukaryota, Metazoa, Chordata, Actinopteri, Salmoniformes, Salmonidae. The transcript has 3 exons. Gene Ontology annotation, biological process: G protein-coupled receptor signaling pathway. Gene Ontology annotation, cellular component: intracellular membrane-bounded organelle; plasma membrane; signaling receptor complex.
UUACUUGUCACAUUUUGUUUCACUUUGCACAUUUUGAUCCAGAAAUGACUGUUUCUCUACCCUCUCUCCUCCCUCCUCCUCUUAGAGAUGGCGUUCUUCCCUGUCCUCCUCCUCCUCCUCUCCGUGGUCCAGCGUGGUUCCUCCCAGGACCCUGAUGAGGACACGUUGGCAGUGCCCCGGGGGUGUGGCUGGGGCCUGGUGCGCCCCUACACCCUCCUCUGCGACCUGGACUCUGUUUGGGGCGUGGCGGUCGAAUCUGCAGCGGCCGGCGGCGCCCUGGCUGCCAUUUUACUGGGCCUGAUCAUCCUCUGCCGACUACACCAUGUGAGCGAGGCGGAGAAGCGCAGCGGCGUGGGACCCAUUCUCCUCCUGCUCCUGGGCAUCCUGGGCCUGUUCGGCCUCAGUUUCGCCUACCUCAUCGAGCGUGACGAACAGCUGUGUCUUCUGCGCCGUGCCCUCUGGGGCCUGCUCUUCGCCCUGUGCUUCUCCUGCCUGCUGGUGCAGGGUGUGCGGCUCCGGAGGUUGGGCAGCGAGCGCCGGAGCCCGGGGGGCUGCACUCUGACCGGCCUGGCACUGGGGCUGAGCGCCGUCCAGGGGAUCAUCGCCGCCGAGUGGCUCCUGCUCACGGUGCUCAGGGAGGGCAGAGCGGCCUGCCAGUACCUGCCUCUGGACUUCUCCUUAGCCUGUAGCUAUGUGCUUGCGCUACUGCUAGCCGCGCUGGGGGCGGCCUCCUUCGCUCUCUGUGGGAAGACCCGGCAGUGGCGCUGUAACGCGGUCUGGCUCCUCUCCGCCUGUCUGUUGUCCCUCCUCCUCUGGGUUGCCUGGGUGGGCUUCUAUCUCUACGGUAACGCCUGGCUGGGGCGGUCCCCGGACUGGGACGAUCCAGCAUUGGCGAUAGCACUGGUGGCACAGGGUUGGCUCCUCCUCCUGUUCCACGCUGUGCCCGAGGCACACUCCUGUCUCUGCUCCCCGCCACAACCCUCCGCCCCUGACUAUUUUGACACGUCCCAGGCCCCGUCCCGCAUGAGGGAGACCAGCUUCGACGAGGACAUCCCCCUCUCACACAGGCAGUUUCCGGAGAACCAGGGCUACGGCUUUGACGAAAACACUGCAGGUCUGAGGAGUGCAGGUCAUCAUAAUGGUAACACAGCGCCCAGACCCAGUGCCCCCUUCCGCAGCAACGUGUACCAGCCCACUGAGAUGACCAUGAUCCUGAAUGGGGGAGCGGUGAGUUCUCAUAUUGUCCCCUCCGCACCCCCGACCUAUACGGGGCGGCAGCUGUGGUGAAGGACAGAGAUGAAGAAGAAGAAGGAAGAAUGGGGUGAUGAAGAAGGGAUGAAGGGUCCUUGGACAGAGGAAUAACCCAGAGAGGAUAACUAUAACAUGGACACCCCCCAGAUCUCUAUGUGCGUAUGGGGACAGACAGUUAAACAGAUGACUUACUGAGGGCUUACACACACCACCCACCCUGUGGUAAUCAAAUACACCAACCAACCACUGAAUGAGUGUGACUGAGGGGGAGAGCAGGUAUGGAGGACAGAUCAAAACAUUACAGGUAGUUUUGAAGUUAAAUCACUAUAGGAGAUAUUGAACUUAAAAACAACCCUAUUUUGGUUGCAAAUGCUGUGGAGACCAUUUUCAUCUGGGAGAUGUGAGGUUUGAAAUGUUGACUGUCAGGUUUCUUUUGUAUGAGUCAAGUUUACUCCCACGAGACUACUAAGCCACUGUAUAACUUCUGAAAAACUGUGAAACCUCUCUCUCUUUUGAGAUAUUUGCUCUGUUUUUGUUGUUUAUUUUGGGUGAAACUCUUCUAAAGCAGAAUGUUUUGCUCUGUUCUCCAUCCUCCUGUAGAUACGGUACCUUACAGCCCUGUACUGCACCACAGCCCAUCACACAAUAGAAUAACACACGGACAAGUAUGGCUUAAACUCCAACCUCUCUAGCCAGUGUUCUGUCCUCCAUCCUCCUGUAGAUACGUUACCUUACAGCCCUGUACCGCACCACAGCCCAUCACACAAUAGAAUAACACACGGACAAGUAUGGCUUAAACUCCAACCUCUCUAGCCAGUGUGUGCCUACAGGUAACUGCCAACAUAAAGGAAACACCAACAUAAAGUGUCUUAAUAGGGUGUUGGGCCUCCAUGAGAACAGCUUCACUGCACCUUGACAUAGAUUCUACAAGUGUCUGGAACUCUGUUGGAGGCAGGCGACACCAUUCUUCCAUGAGAAAUUCCAACAUUUGUUCUUUUGUUGAUGGUGGUGGAAACACUGUCUCAGACAUCACUCCAGAAUCUCCCAUAAGUAUUCAAUUGGGUUGAGAUCUGGUGACUGAGACAGACGUGGCACAUUGUUUUCAUGCUCAUCAAACCAUUCAGUGACCACUCGUGCCCUGUGGAUGGGGGAAUGAUCAUCCUAAGGGGGGAUAGUUAUGGUAGCCAAAAUAAUUGCCUGCUCAGCAUUUUUAUACCUGACUCAAAGAAUGAUGGGAUGUUAAUUGCUUAAUUAACUCAGGAACCACACCUGUGUAGAAGCAUCUGCUUUCAAUAUCUAAUUUUAGGGAUGGGCAUUUGAAAUAAUUUCACUAUUGGAAUAAUAUCAUGAUUUUUGUGGGGGAUAUGUGGAUUGUCGAGUUGUUUAAACUUGGGAAUUAGAUUGCUGUGCAGCCUGUGCUACUUGCGUCCCGCUUGCUUGCGUGUGUGAUUGGCAGGUACCAGUGAGUUUACGAGAGAGAGAGAGAGAGAGAGACCAUACAGACUAAUUAAACAAAUUUGUAGGUUAUCCAUCAUCUCAUCUGGUAGUGCCUGUCUUGUAUGCAUCAAAUCAAUCUAAAGAAGCUAGCUAUGUUAGCCAGCUAUAUUAGCCAGCCAGCUAGCUAGGCUAAAAGUACUUAAGGUUAUUCUGCUGUGCUUCCCGUCCUUGUCUACAACAACUCCAUUCAGAUUAAACAACAACUUACCUUA